Rhineura floridana is the source of this 1346-nucleotide messenger RNA. RefSeq names its product testis expressed 30 (gene TEX30). Bases 467 to 1132 code for a protein of 221 amino acids. The transcript has 6 exons. NCBI's taxonomy places the organism in Eukaryota, Metazoa, Chordata, Lepidosauria, Squamata, Rhineuridae. The record is from RefSeq and is a predicted model, not a curated record.
AGUUCCUUUAGGAGGGGAAAGAAAGAAUUUGGGUUUUGUUUUUUUUAAAAGAAACGUUCUCACGAAUCUGCAAGCAAGUAGCAGCCGUGUUUCUGUUCUUAUAUAUGAAGCGUGCAGACAUUCCGGGGCGGGGUCUGUGCCGCACCCCCCAAUCUUGUUAUACCUUUCUUGUGGUAUAUAUCGUGGGGGCUUAGAGGUCAAGCGUUCAGAGUUAUUCGUAGCACAUGCAUACAAGAAUAUAAAGGCGACAGUUUAAAACAGGGAACCCAAAAGGACAUGAACAGAAACAUAUGUGCAUAAUGGCUAUUAAAAGUACAGUAAUCUGAAGGCUACUUUCCUUCUUGUCCUUUAACCCGCUUGGAUGCUUGAAGCAGAAAAUCCAAAUGAUGCCCAGCCCAUACAUCAAUCCUGUGUGACUUGCAGUCAAAAGCUCUGAGACGUACAGCUGCAGGAUUGUAAAAGGAAAAUGGAUGCCUAUACAGAGACUAAUGUGACAAUACCAUUUGGAAGCAAAUCUCUUGAUGCUGUUUUCUCCACCCCUGAAAAGAUGCUACCAUAUGCUGUGAUUCUUACUCAUGGAGCAUCUGGUGACAUGAAUUUCUCUCACCUUGUAUCUUUGGCAAACUAUCUUGUAUCUCAUGGAUUUCUGUGCCUACGAUUUACUUGCAAAAGCCUUAAUAUCAUCUAUAGGACUAAAGCAUAUAAAGCAGUUGUGGAAUAUCUAAGAUCAUCAGGUGACUACAAACUUUCUGGCAUUUUUCUUGGAGGCCGUUCAAUGGGUUCACGUGCUGCUGCCUCGGUGACACAUCAAGCCGACCAAGAUAAUGACAGCUUCAUUCAAGGUCUUAUAUGUUUGUCUUAUCCACUGCAUCGACCAAAGCUUCACUCUAAACUUCGGGAUGAAGAUUUAUUGUCCGUUAAGUCUCCUGUGCUAUUUGUGUCUGGAGCUUCAGAUGAGAUGUGUGAUAAAAAACUGUUGGAUGGUGUUGCAAUCAAAAUGCAAGCACCUAAGAAAAUCCAUUGGGUUGAAAAGGCAAACCACAGCAUGGCAGUGAAAGGACGAACUGCAGAUGACAUCUUGUUGGAAAUAAACAUUCAGGUUUUGUCUUGGAUCAAAGAAAUCAUUGAGUAAGAACACAAGCAAUUACCAACUAUUAUGUAGCCUCUGUACUCUGUGAGAGAUUAAUACCUUUUUAUAAGAGUAAAAUGUUUUCAUCAGCCCUGGAGUAAUUUAUUGACAAAUAACAAACUCGGAUAUCUUCUAAAACUCCAUGUUUUGUCCUUGAUAUUUCAUUUCUAAAGUUCAGCGAUUACUGAAAUAAAAUUUGUUUUGCUAUUUUUUAAAA